AUGGAUUAAGAGGACGAAUAACACAACGAGAUAAGAAAAGAAUAUAAAAAUCCCUUGGAAGAACAAUUGAAUUACAAAACUUAUAGUAGAUUGAUGAGAGUUUGCUUUGCAAUUUUGGUUAUUUUAGGAAUGUUGUAAACAUAUCAAUAAUUCAAAAUCAAAAGAGAACGAGUUUUGAGAUUUCUAUGA
Messenger RNA from Paramecium octaurelia, 189 nucleotides. The record is from the annotation of a GenBank genome assembly. NCBI's taxonomy places the organism in Eukaryota, Ciliophora, Oligohymenophorea, Peniculida, Parameciidae.